CCAACGCGCAUGAUACCGCGAUAACGCCAAGCGCGGCGUGAUGUCUGUCGCAGAUGAUGUGGGUGCGGCGGCCAUGUGUCGCGAACAACUGGAUGCGCGGUGGCUGACGUCGGUCGCCGCCCACCUCAUUUUCCAAUUCGCAUGAGCGUCAAACGCGGCACACUGUUUACGAUGACGUGCUCUGGCAGCAUGUUUUUCAAGCGGUUCCAGUGGCGGCCGCGCCAUUGCAUCCUCACAACGUCAGCGCUCCACUGGUACACGCACCAAGACGGCGCGCUCAGAGGCAGCAUCGACUUGACCACGUGCACUCUGCAGUCGCUGGAAGCGAUGCCACGAGAUUGCCCGACGACGGGCCGGUCCGUCGCCACCGAAUGGCGCAUUGCGAUUCAAACGCCGACGGCGCGGUACUUUCUGUCGGCCGUGUCCGAGCGGGACAUGUACGAGUGGCUCGAUGCCCUCAAAGUCGCGAUCAAGCUCAACGACGACCCGAUCGCGAGCCCCGCCUCAUGGACGACUCGAGACCGCGUCAUGCUGUACCGCGUGUGUGGAGCCGGCGACCGCGACCCCCAUAACUUAUUCAAUGCCAAGCCAUGUCCUUCUUCGUCGAUGGCGCUUCACAUGCCAAGCACUGUCCUUCUUCGUCGAUGGCGCUUCACGCAGCAUCGACACAGGACCAUGGCGAGAACGUCCCGCCCGCUUCACGAGACCGUCGCGUCAGCGCCUCGGACGACAGGCUAA
Aphanomyces invadans is the source of this 738-nucleotide messenger RNA. RefSeq lists its product as hypothetical. NCBI's taxonomy places the organism in Eukaryota, Oomycota, Saprolegniomycetes, Saprolegniales, Verrucalvaceae. The record is from RefSeq and is a predicted model, not a curated record. The transcript has a single exon. The coding region runs from base 142 to 738 and encodes 198 amino acids.